AUUCAGGAGAAAAAACUGUUAAGUGAGGACCAAGUGAAUGCUGUAUCUAUAUCAGGAGAGGCUUCAGAAUCAGAGGAUGAAGAAAUACCCCCAAUCAAAGUGGACACAAGACAAAGUGGACUGCAAGAUCCACCUCAUUUGACUUCAGCUCCCAAACUUUACUCUAGUAAACCCAAGUAUGACAGCUUACUACAUAAAAAGUUGAGAGAGAAAAAUGCAGGUCUGCGCAGACACCUUGUGGAUUCUGUACAUCAGAUGUAUUUGGCGUCUGCUAAAGAUUUACACAACACAAGUCUUCAGCUUCACAAGUCACAGGCAUUGAUCAUGGAUGUCAAUCAUAACAUGAAGCUACUGACCAACGACCUGUUUCAUCUCGAGGACAAAGUGGACAUUGUAACGUCAUGUCAAAUCUUGCCAGAUAUUAACAUGUGUUCGUCAGUGCAAUAGAUGAAAAGACCAGAGAGAGAGAGAGAGAGAGAUUAUGACUGUAAAAUCUGCAUUUUAAAAAAUGCUUAUUUGAUUUGGUGAUUUAAUAAUUAAUUUUGCAUUUACAGCAAUACUCUGAAAUAUAAAAUAUAAAUAGAAAAUAAAUUUUAUUGAAUAAG
Saccostrea cuccullata (small rock oyster) is the source of this 605-nucleotide messenger RNA. RefSeq names its product biogenesis of lysosome-related organelles complex 1 subunit 3-like. The annotation marks the transcript as partial. The record is from RefSeq and is a predicted model, not a curated record. NCBI's taxonomy places the organism in Eukaryota, Metazoa, Mollusca, Bivalvia, Ostreida, Ostreidae. Gene Ontology annotation, cellular component: BLOC-1 complex. The transcript has 5 exons.